Messenger RNA from Beta vulgaris subsp. vulgaris (sugar beet), 591 nucleotides. RefSeq lists its product as uncharacterized. The transcript is spliced from 2 exons. Lineage: Eukaryota; Viridiplantae; Streptophyta; Magnoliopsida; Caryophyllales; Amaranthaceae. The record is from RefSeq and is a predicted model, not a curated record. The coding region runs from base 30 to 503 and encodes 157 amino acids.
AUGCUUCCGACUUAACAAGAUGUGUGGACAUGCAGUCCGGUAAGCUGCACAGUAUGAAAAGUCAUGACUGUCAUGUCUUCAUGGAAAGAUUAUUACCGAUAGCAUUAAAGGAGUUGCUCCCGGUUCAUGUGUGGAAAGCUGUUACUGAGAUCAGCCUCUUUUUUCGUGAUUUGUGUUGCUCCACCAUCACAGUAAAGGACAUGGAAAGAUUGGAAAAGAACAUAGCCGAGAUCCUUUGUAAACUUGAAAAGAUUUUCCCACCAUCAUUCUUCAAUUCCAUGGAACACUUACCGGUUCACCUUCCACGCGAAGCUAGGCUAUGUGGUCCCGUACAAUACCAUUGGAUAUAUCCCUUUGAAAGGUUCCUUAAUCAUUUAAAACCAAAAUUGGUAAUAAGGCUCGUGUGGAGGGUUCCAUUUGUAAUGCGUACUUGUGUGAAGAGAUUGCAAACUUCUGUUCCAACUAUUUUCAGCAAGGAGUGGAUACUAAGACACGAGAUUUAGGCCGUAAUGUCACUGAUGAAGUUGAUAGGAUGCUCGACGAAAAUGUCCCAGAACUAUUUAGAGUUGAUUGUGGUCGGCCGUCAAAUGC